Bacidia gigantensis is the source of this 1581-nucleotide messenger RNA. RefSeq lists its product as uncharacterized. Bases 1 to 1581 code for a protein of 526 amino acids. The transcript has 2 exons. Lineage: Eukaryota; Fungi; Ascomycota; Lecanoromycetes; Lecanorales; Ramalinaceae. The record is from RefSeq and is a predicted model, not a curated record.
AUGGCUCACCUCAUCGGCUUAAGCAUUAAUAGUGGUGACGCGACAAAAGACUGGGAAAGAGAAGCAGAAGAGGCUGCACAGGAACUUGAGCAUUUUGUCGAUGGAGCAUCUAGCUCUACUCCUUUUAAGUCCUCCACGAUUGGAUCAUCUUCUCCCAUUGUGGCACCAGACUAUCCAAAUCUUUACUGGUCACGUACCCAUAGUUCAACAAAUCAACAUGAGAAAGGUGCACUAAUCCAUGAAAUUGUUGACGCUCUACCUGACACGGACAUGAUCCACCAUCUCUACGAAAUCUUCGUCACCCGUUGUCAAGGCGCUCUCGGCAAUGUGGUACACACUCAAACAUUCUUGAAACAAGCAGACGAAUUGUGCCACUACUUGGAUCUGAAAAGCAGGGAAGACACGGUCUCAAUCUUACUAGCGAACGUAUCUUUGGACAGGCUUGCAUGUCACCUUUUGGCGGAGACAUUGAAAGUCAACAGCAACGGUCAUAUUACCGAGCGGUCCCGCUCCGAAUUCACCAAACUUUCAUAUACGGUUCAUGCAGUGGAGAUUGCAAAAUUUGCUCGGGAGUCUAUUCACUUGUGCACUCCCUUCCGCCGUAUCAAGUCACAAGAAGAGGUCAAUGAGAGUAUGGAGACCCGAAAGCUCCUCAACAAGAGCUAUGAAGAAUUUAUCCACAAUCUUCCGUCAUUCUUCAGGCUUGGUAGCAGUGUUGGUCUAACAUCUACCGAUGCUAUGGCAGCAAUACCUAUACACAGGUGGAUGCUACAUCAGCAGCUUUGGAGCCUGUUUCUGAGACUGAAUCGUGCAAGUCUGUCAUCUCAAGAUAGCCGUGCGUCCUGCCAACUCCUAGCACAAAACAUCAUCGGCACGCAAGCGCAAAUACAGGCCCGCUGCACCGUCUGUGGCUUUCUUUCCAUCAGUGACACUCAAGUUUACAGUGCCGCCGUCGUACUACUCCUUGAUUUGCUCUUCUCGUCCAAUCAUGGGGCCGGAGAUCGUUCGAGUGCUCAGCUGGUUCGUUCAAUGAUGAAGGAGAAAGUCCGACAAGCUAUCGAGCUCCUUCGAUCUCGCAGUGGCACAGGAGACUCCCCCUUGCCGCCGAAGUCUCAAUUUGAAAAGAGUAGCGCUUCUACUCAGUCAAGCGUUCUUGUUUUAGAAGCGUUGAUGAACCUCGAGGAGGAGAGUGACCCCAAUGGCGAUGAAAACGGAGCAGUCACCACAGAGAUACGCCAGAAUGGCGCAGUGAUCAACCCUGGCGGGAGAAAAUCGCUUAAGAAGCAGGUCACGAACAUUUUGAGUAAUUUGCGUCUCAGCAAGCAGGGCGUAGCUGAAGCAGCAACUCAAUCGGGUCAGGACGCGUCGUCCGCUGCAGACGAGUCGGUAUCUACAAGAACUGGAGGAUCCCACGAUCUUGAUGUCUUACCAGUCCUCUCAACUGACACUGACUUCGACUUCUCGCAGUUCAUAGACUUUCCGCCUUCUCCUCAGUCUUUUCAUGAGAAUGAUCAGUACGAGGCUACGGGGAACACCUCAGACUUCGCUAGUUCGGUGUCUUUCAAUGGAUUACCAAAUUGA